Messenger RNA from Balearica regulorum gibbericeps (East African grey crowned-crane), 2475 nucleotides. It is a transcript of the gene CASS4, whose product is annotated as Cas scaffold protein family member 4. Gene Ontology annotation, biological process: cell migration; cell surface receptor protein tyrosine kinase signaling pathway. The record is from RefSeq and is a predicted model, not a curated record. Lineage: Eukaryota; Metazoa; Chordata; Aves; Gruiformes; Gruidae. Gene Ontology annotation, molecular function: protein binding. Gene Ontology annotation, cellular component: cytoplasm; plasma membrane.
AUGGAUGAAGACCGAAGAAUCGACAGAACUGCAAAGAACACCUUGGCGAAGGCGCUAUACGAUAACAAAGCGGAGUGCUCAGAUGAGCUGGCCUUCCGCAAAGGAGACAUCCUGACGGUUCUGGACCAAAACGUCAUUGGCAGCGAGGGCUGGUGGAAAUGCUCCCUCCACGGCAGGCAGGGCUUGGCCCCCGCUAACCGCCUCCAGCUCCUCGCUGCCUCCCAGGCUGUCCUGCCGCCUCCUUCCACCCUGAGCGACUCCGCAGAGCCGCCAGCGGGCCAACAGAACAUCUACCAGGUUCCCUCCGUCCCCAAGCCGACCGUGCUGUCGUCUGCCUAUGAGAAGAUGGAGGGGUGGGUUAAAUCCCCAGCGAAGGUCCCUGCCCUGCCCGCCCAAGCAAUAUAUCAGGUACCUGCCUUGGCUGCACAGCUGCUCAGCGAAAGGACCCAAAGCUCAACGAACCAGCACCUGCUUACUCUCCCGAGAGCAUGCCGGGCUUCCGUCCCAAAUAUCAGGAGUGAAGUGUAUGAUGUUCCAUCCACACAGCGCCGGGAGGCCCUACUCACGCAGAGCGGUGCCACUCCGCCCACCGCACGAAAGGGCUCUGUGCCGCUCAGAUCCACCGAGGGUUUCCAGGAAGAGCAGAAGCAGCUUUACAAGAUCCCAUCCAGCCCAGAAAAGGCAGGAGCUGUUCUCCAGACAGACUCACCGGUGGGCCAGCUAUAUGAUGUCCCUCCCAAAAGAGAAACUGAUGGUUCAAAAAAUGAAUCUCAGAAAAAGUUCUGGGGCCAUUACAAUACCUUGCCAAAUCCUCGAAAGUCAGAAUGGAUUUAUGAUAUUCCAGUAUCACCUGAAAAACCAGGGUUAAAACAAAAGCCUUCUGGCCAUUCCAGGUUGAACGAGAACCAGGUGCUGUACGAUAUACCACCAGCCAGGUACAAGGGGCUAACAGCAAAUACCGAAGCCAAAGUUGUAAAUCCACAAUUAUAUGAUAUUCCACCAACACAACGGAAAUUGACAUUUCCAGAUAUCCACCUCUACGAUGUUCCAUCCUCACGGGACGUGCUCCUUUUGCCACAAAACGGUAGCUGUGAUGUAUCCCCAGCUCUCCCGGCUCCAAAGGCUGAGAAUCAGAUUUCUGAAGGGAACGUUUAUGAUAUUCCAAAAGGUUUGCCCACUGCUUCGCAGUCCAAGAAACAGAUGGAAAAAACCAGCGAUAGUUCUGGAGACGAAGCAUGCAGUGCUCCUCCACAGCUCUCAAGAGAUGCCAAAUUAGAACAAGACAGGUUUUCUGUUUCUAGUGUGGAGAGCAGAAGCAGCACGCUCUCUACGUCCUCAAACUCUUCUGCCGAGUCGUCUUCUACAUCAUCGUCAGAACAGCCUGCCAAAGCAAUUAGACUGGCCCUUGAUGUAGCCAUAGAGACCCUGACCAGAUUGCAGCACAGCGUAUCCAGCUCAGUUGCGAGUUUAAUGAUCUUUGUGAGUAGUAAGUGGAGAUUACAAGAGCACCUAGAGAAAAGCAUUGAAGAAAUCCAUAGAGCUGUUGAUCACAUAAAAGUGUCACUGGGGGAAUUUCUGGCCUUUGCUCAAGUCAUAAAGGUAAAUGCCUCUUACCUCACUGAUAACAACCUUCAGACCAGAAUUAAAAAACAGCUAGAAAUCCUUAUGAACUCAUUCAAAAUCUUAACAGAAACAAGAGAAGCUCUAAACAACUGCAACUGGUCACUAGAGGCUUUGGUCCUCAGGAAACCUCAGAACAACCCAGAUGAUCUUGAUCGCUUUGUUAUGGUAGCCCGCACAAUUCCAGAUGAUAUCAAGCGGUUUGCAUCCAUCAUCAUUGCCAACGGAAAGCUUCUCUUCAGAAAGCAUGAGAAGGAACAAGAAAUGAAGCAAUCAAAAGUGAACCCAGAAUACAAAAUGGCAAAACAAAUCACUGUGCCGAGAAGAAUAGAAAUAGAUUCACUUCAAAGAAAUACGCCUGACAAAUCCAACCAAAGUCAGGUCUCUUCUGAGAAACCAAAAGAGCAUGCCACUGAGGACUGUGACUACGUUCAGUUACAGGUUUUGCCAUCUGCAAGAAAGACUGCAAUUCAAAGCAAGCAGGACUCUGUAAAGAAGAUCGCUCUCCCAGAACACUGUAAGCUGUGUUUCAGUGCACUUCACAAGGCAAUCGGUGUAUUUACUAACAGUCUGAGCAACAACCAGCCACCUGAAGUCUUCAUAUCCCACAGCAAAUUGAUCAUCAUGGUGGGACAAAAGCUAGUGGAUUCUCUCUGCCAGGAAACUCAAGAAAGAGAUGCUCGGAACGACAUUCUCCACAGCAGCAGCCGGUUUUGCAGCCUCUUGAAGAAUCUCGCUGUUGCCACCAAAAAUGCUGCAAUACAAUAUCCAAACACAGGUGCCAUGAAGGAACUUCAGGAUCAAACCGAGGAGCUGUCGAAGUACACACAGCAGUUUAGAGCAAUGAUAGAAUGA